Molecule: messenger RNA, 507 nt
Organism: Drosophila suzukii
Lineage: Eukaryota; Metazoa; Arthropoda; Insecta; Diptera; Drosophilidae
Source: RefSeq, a predicted model, not a curated record
CUGUCGAGCUUUUGGAGCCAUGCCCUGCUGUAAGCGUACCGAAGCCCGGCGGGUGUGCCGGCCGAUGCCGUCGCUCCUAGCCAGGCUCAACUGUACGCCUUGCAAUCGCGUCCUGUUCUUCGUGAUCGGGGUGGGACUGGGCGUGCUCUUCGUGCGCAACAAGGACGGCAAGAAGAAGUGAGGGUUUUCCACAUGGGCCAGCGGCGUUACCAAGAACCCAAUCCCGUCCAGUAGUUAAUCGACAUCGAGCCACCCGGAACCAUCUGGAAUCACUAUGAAGUUCUCAAGCCUCAACACGGCCAGCGAAGACAAAAUGCCAUUCGAUAAGUUUGUCCGCCGAAGAAUUGGUGAACAAGAAAUUUCUCAGUCGAUAAAUUUAUCAAUAGAGCAAUUUGUCAAUCGAACAAUUACCUACCAUAGUUUCUACGGAUUUCUUCGGUUGAUCUAUUCUCUAUUUCUCUGUUAAAUUAUUAAAUUAAAAUAUAUAAAUUUAUGGCUGUACAGGAA